Molecule: messenger RNA, 249 nt
Organism: Paraglomus brasilianum
Lineage: Eukaryota; Fungi; Glomeromycota; Glomeromycetes; Paraglomerales; Paraglomeraceae
Source: the annotation of a GenBank genome assembly
AUGAUAGCGAAAAAAUCCACUAGCGAAAAAAGAAGUUCAGCAAGACUGAGCCAAGCAAGGCGGACGGCGAUUGGAUCUAGCGGUUUAUUAGAGCAUCCACGUUCAGAUAAAACUCAUCCUGAGAUAUCUGAAGAAGCCGAAUGUGAAAAGUCUGUAUUUUACUUACAUAAUCCUGCAGUUCUGUUGGAUAAAUCUACCGCCAAAAAAUCGUGCUUGCAUUUGUACGGUAACCAUGAUGUUGUAGUUUAG